AGAUUGUAAAUUUUUGCUAGGUGGUGAUGGUGAUCCUUCGGCCAGAGCUUGUGAAGAUGCUGUUUGAGGAGAUGAUCCGCACCAACAGCUCUCGGGUUUGGAUCGCCAGUGAUGCUUGGUCUAGGUCUGGAGUUGUGACAACCAUGCAGGACAUAAACAAGGUUGGAGACAUUCUGGGGUUAAAUUUUGUCACAGGAACCAUUGAUGGGUUUACAGACUACUUGCAGAAGCUAACAGUCCGUCCAGGCGUGAAAAAUGAUUUAAUUAAAGAGUACAACCAGCUGUAUUCAGACUGUGAUCCUGAUUCCUCUGAAGAUUGCAGGAAGCCAAGUGCUGACCAUCUAGUGAGGAACGUCAACCUCCCAGUGGUCUAUGGUGAGAGGGUGGCUGUUUGGAGCAUAGCCCAUGCUCUGAGAGAACUACUUGGAUGUAAUGAAACCUUCUGUCCAGGAGAAACUGAUUUCCCUGGGUCUACAGGCCCAGAACCGAAAGAAGCAGAACUUUCUCGAACAUUAAUCACAGAGUUCCCAAAAUCACAUAUAAGCUUAUUGAGAAGCUCUACGAGGAUUUUUACCCUUGACGGUGAGAGAAAGUUCUUCGACAAAAACGGUGACUUUGAAGAUGGUUAUGAUGUUGUCAUGUUGGUACCCGCUGGUGAGAUUAGACAGGCUAAAGUAUUUGGGAGAUUCGCUUUACCACAGGGAAAAGUUGUCAUCACAGAGAAAAAUAUCAUGUGGACUUCGACCCUCAACAGCACAUUACCUGUAUCUCAGUGCACACCAUCAUGUCUUAAUGGCACAUUCAAGAAGGUGUCGAAUAUUUCCUGCUGCUACAGCUGCAUCCUCUGUGCUGAAGGGACCUACUCUGACAGCUAUGACCAAGAUGACUGCCACAUGUGCCCCAAUGACACUUGGUCCCUGAGGGGAUGGAGUAAAUGUGAACCUCGCACUAAAAAAUAUCUGCAGUGGUCUGAACCAUUACCCGUUGCUACCCUGGUGGGAGUAGGCCUUGGGCUCCUGCUUCUCAUAACAGCCUUUGUCUGUUUCACCAUCCAUCGGCACAGCUUAAUUAUCAGGUCUGCCAAUUAUCUCAUGUCUUGCUUCAUGAUGGUUGGUUUAGCGGUGAGUUUUGGAAGUGUGGUGCUAUUUAUGGACGAACCCAGCAUCCACCUCUGCCGGGCCCAGCAGAUCAUGUACGCCUUGAGCUUCACCCUCUGUGUCUCCUGCAUCUUGGUCAAAGCCUUCCGCACGUUCCUGGCAUUCAUGGCUUUUGAUCCCAUAAGACGCGAUCGUCUCGACAGGCUCUACAAACUGAUUGUUAUGGCCCUGGUGACCUCUGUUCAAGGGCUCAUUUGCCUUUUCUGGCUGAUCUUUGACACCCCACAUGUGGACCCGACCCCCCCAUCCAACCAGAGCAUGGAGCAUAUUCUGCAGUGCAGCGAGGGCUCCAAAGUGGGGUUUGUGGUGAUGCAUGGCUACGUGGCUCUGUUGGCUUUCAUCUGCUUCCUGCUGGCCUUCAAAGGGAGGAGGGUCCCUCAAGACUUCAACGAGACGGGUGUCAUCAUCUUCAGCAUGCUCAUCCACCUGUUUGUGUGGCUCUGCUUCAUUCCCAUCUACAUCACCAAGAACGAGUCACGGCCCAUCGUACAGGCCUCCGCCAUUUUGGUUUCUAACUAUGGCAUCAUAUUCUGCCUCUUCGUACCCAAGUGCUACCGAGCUAUUUGGGGCAAACACACAAUGGAGCAAAUGAGAGCACGCCUGCUCAACUUCAUUCAGAUCAGAAACCACGCCCCUAUAGAUGACGAUGUAUGACAGUACAACAGAGACAUAGAAGCCAAUCCAUGUAACCGUGAGAUGUUGUUUGUGUAGCGUCUGAUGAUAUUUGUCAACAUUGUUUUGUUAGUAUAGAAGCCAAUCCAUGUAAGCGUGAGAUGUUGUUUGUGAACCGUCUGAUGAUAUUUGUCAACAUUGUUUUUCAUGAUAAUCAUGUCAAAACAGUUUCAUAUGAUAAAAUAUGUUUUUUUUUUCUAAACUUUUGGAAUUUAUAAUGCAUGUAGUAAACAUCUUACUAAAUAAAGUGGCCCUAAACUUUUAUUUGUGUGAAUGUUUGAAAAAUUACGUGGAACAUGGAUUUUACAUUUAAUUUAUAAAAUAUGUACUUUUGCAAUAAACUGACUAAUUAAUA
Molecule: messenger RNA, 2184 nt
Organism: Alosa sapidissima (American shad)
Lineage: Eukaryota; Metazoa; Chordata; Actinopteri; Clupeiformes; Clupeidae
Product: G-protein coupled receptor family C group 6 member A-like
Biological process (GO): G protein-coupled receptor signaling pathway
Cellular component (GO): membrane
Molecular function (GO): G protein-coupled receptor activity
Source: RefSeq, a predicted model, not a curated record